AAGAGAAGUAGAGGAAAAAGUGACACACGGUAACAGUGGGGAAGGGUGUGCCGAGACCAUUUCAACGGCCAAGAAACACAGCAACCAAAAUUGACACCCUCAGACACGAGGCACACUGAGUUGGGUUGUUGAAGCUUAUCCCGUUAAACAUUUAAUUCAACCAAAAAUAACACCAAACUUUCAAUACACACACCCCAACACCACCCCACCCCACCCCCCAAAAAAAAAAAAAAAAAAAAAAACAAGAAGGAAGCUGGAAAAGCAAGUCAACGCUCAACAAAGUCCUUCUCUUGUACCCCUUCUCGCAAUCUUCAACAAGAUCAUCCAAAAUAUCAAUACCCCCAAUCAUCCAUACUAAAGUUGCAGUUGCCAGGAAAGAAAGGUAGGAUUCUCUUUUUGAUACCAGAUCUGGGUUGUUCUCUCGAAGAACCUUGUUGGGUUGUGUCGAGGUUUUGUCAUUCUGGAGUUCUCUGAAUCUGAAAGCUUAGGAUUUUGUGGGCUGUUGAGGGAGAUGGGGGCUUGCUGCAGCAAUCGAAUCAAGGCUGAGAGUCCAGUUCAUACAGGGGCGAGCUCGAAAAAUGUCAGCAAAGAUGAGAAUGAUCUGAGUAGGUCAAGUAGCAAGUUCUCAUCCACUUCCAUUCCCCAAACUCCACGUACUGAGGGUGAGAUAUUGCAGGCCUCCAAUUUAAAGAGCUUCGGUUUCAGUGAGCUCAGAACAGCGACUAGAAACUUCCGUCCUGAUAGUGUAUUAGGAGAAGGUGGUUUUGGUUCUGUUUUUAAGGGGUGGAUUGACGAGAAUUCACUCAUGGCUACAAGACCUGGGGCAGGCAUGGUGGUUGCUGUGAAGAGGCUUAACCAAGAAGGGUUUCAGGGUCACAGGGAAUGGUUGGCAGAAAUAAACUAUCUCGGGCAGUUGCAGCAUCCUAAUCUUGUGAAAUUAAUUGGUUACUGUUUAGAAGAUGAGCACCGGCUUUUGGUAUAUGAGUUCAUGCCCAAGGGUAGCAUGGAGAAUCAUUUAUUCAGGAGAGGAUCUUAUUUCCAGCCGCUUUCUUGGAGUGUUCGAAUGGAAGUUGCCAUUGGUGCUGCAAGGGGGCUUGCCUUUCUUCACAAUGCUGAAACACAAGUCAUCUAUCGGGACUUCAAGACUUCUAAUAUACUGCUUGACUCGAACUACAAUGCAAAACUUUCUGAUUUUGGGUUGGCCAGGGAUGGGCCAACUGGAGAUAAGAGCCAUGUCUCGACCAGAGUUAUGGGGACCUAUGGAUAUGCUGCUCCGGAGUACCUAUCUACAGGUCAUCUAACAACCAAGAGUGAUGUAUAUAGUUUUGGAGUAGUUCUUCUAGAAAUGUUAUCUGGUCGCCGAGCAGUAGACAAGAAUAGGCCAUCUGGAGAACACAACCUGGUGGAGUGGGCAAAACCUUACCUGACUAGCAAGCGUAAAAUUUUUCGUGUUAUUGAUACCCGUCUUGAAGGUCAAUACUCGCUAGAUCGGGCCCAAAAGGCAGCUAUGCUUGCACUUCAAUGCCUAUUAACAGAGCCCAGGGCCAGACCAAACAUGGAUGGGGUGGUAACAGCCUUGGAACAGAUUUGCGAACCAAAAGACAAGUUGAGAAGUACUACAAAAGAGCAGCAUUCGAAUCAUCAGAGCCGACCCAAUGAUCGACCUAGAUAUCACAGAAGAAGUGCGGAUGCAAGUUCUUAUCCCAAGCCUUCUGUUGCCAUACUUUAGACUUAGAAGUGAAAUUUUAUUUAUUUAUUUAUGUUGCAGUAACUUCUUUUUCUGAUCUGAAUGAUUCUCAGCACCAGCCGAACAGGGUUUCUGCAGCUGGGACAUGCAUGUAGUAUACUUAUGUUAGUUUGAGCAUUGUAUAGUUGGGGUUUUGGCUAAUGUAUUUAAAAUCAACCUUCUCAGUUUCUGGGGUUUGUGGAGAGCUUAUAAUGGACGGCAAGAGUUUGGGAAA
Molecule: messenger RNA, 1961 nt
Organism: Vitis riparia (riverbank grape)
Lineage: Eukaryota; Viridiplantae; Streptophyta; Magnoliopsida; Vitales; Vitaceae
Product: receptor-like cytoplasmic kinase 176
Exons: 7
Coding region: 512-1729 (405 amino acids)
Biological process (GO): protein phosphorylation
Molecular function (GO): protein kinase activity; ATP binding
Source: RefSeq, a predicted model, not a curated record